AUGUUACACACUUUACAAAGGAAGGAGGGUAAGAACAGGAUCAUCCUCGGGACCAUGACCUUUGGUCCUGACGAGUCUAAGGGAGCGCGUAUCACCUCUCUAGACGAGUACAAAAAACACCUCGACUACUUCCAGUCUCAAGGUUAUAAUGAGAUUGAUACCGCUCGAGUAUAUAUCGGAGGACAACAAGAAGGUUGGACCGCUCAAGCUGGAUACAAAGAAAGAGGUCUCAAGAUCGCCAGUAAAUGGUAUCCAUCCGAAGCUGGGGCUCACAAAGAGGCCAAGGUGAAGGAGAUCGUGAAUAAGAGUCUGGAAGAAUUGAAAGCGGAGAAGACGGAUAUUUACUAUCUGCAUGCUGCCGAUCGUACCACACCUUUCCAUGAGACUCUCAAAGCCAUCAAUGACCUCCACAAGGAGGGUAAAUUCGACACUUUCGCUAUUAGUAACUUCACUGCCGCUGAGGUAGCUGAAGUCUGCACAAUCUGUCAAUAUGAGGGAUGGGUCAGACCAACCUUAUAUCAAGGAAUGUACAACGCUGUGUGCCGAGGAGCCGAACCAGAACUCUUACCUGUUCUCAGACGAUUCAAGAUCGAUUGGGUGGUAUAUAACCCUAUCGCUGGUGGAUUGCUCAGUGGAAAAUACAAGAGCGAAGAUCCUCCUAAGGAUGGUAGGUUCGGUACGGAGUCGUCUACCGGAGCGAAUUAUCGAGCACGAUAUUUCCGACCUGCCGCUUUUGAUGCCCUGGAAGUCAUCGAGAAAGCGAUCAAACCCCAUAAUCUCACCAUGGUGGAAACAGCUUUGAGAUGGUGUGUCCACCAUUCCCAAUUGAAAUUGGCAAGCAAAGGUGGAAAUGAUGGUAUCAUCAUUGGUGUAUCUUCAUUUUCACAAUUGGAAUCCAAUCUUGCCGAUCUGGAGAAAGGACCUUUACCCGACGACGUGGUAAGAGCCUUGGACGAAGCUUGGCUGAUCUGCAAAGCCUCUGCUGUUCCAUACUGGCAUGGGGAGAACAAAUACGCCUACGAGCUAACUGAUGAUUUGUACGGAAAGAAGUAA
Molecule: messenger RNA, 1053 nt
Organism: Kwoniella botswanensis
Lineage: Eukaryota; Fungi; Basidiomycota; Tremellomycetes; Tremellales; Cryptococcaceae
Exons: 7
Coding region: 1-1053 (350 amino acids)
Molecular function (GO): oxidoreductase activity
Source: RefSeq, a predicted model, not a curated record